Molecule: messenger RNA, 2523 nt
Organism: Entrophospora candida
Lineage: Eukaryota; Fungi; Glomeromycota; Glomeromycetes; Entrophosporales; Entrophosporaceae
Source: the annotation of a GenBank genome assembly
AUGUCAAAGGAAACUGCAACUACACCAUCAAAUAUCGAUAAAGAUGUUGAUAACAACGACAUUGUUCGUUCUUCGUCACCAUUAGAUAACUAUGAAGAGGAAGAGUUACAUAGUGAAGUUGAUGAUGAUUUAACAAAUAAUAAUAAUAGAACAAGACAAGAUUUUAAUAAAAUGAGUACACCCUAUUACUCUUAUCAUGUUGAUAGAACUAUUCAAAGCAAUGAUUCAGCUUAUUGGGCAAGGAGAUCUAAAACUAUGAUGACAACAACAUCUGAACAUAGUCUGGAACCUAAUUCUACAAGUUCAGCAUCUCAUGCUACUACUGUUAGUGGCAGUCUUGUUGAGGAUAGAGAUGGUGGUGUUGGUAUUGAAGUUGACAAUGGUAAAUUUAAUGAUACUGUAGAAGUUGCUGAGAAACAAAUUAAAGAGGAAUUAAAUAAUUUAUACACUGAUUUUCAUAAAUGUCUUGAAUUGCGCGAUAAAUAUAUGAAAUUCUCAUUACAACGACUUGGUGAUAAUCCAAAGGAUCAUGAGGAUUAUAAAAUUUAUCCACCACCACCUGCCCCGUCUUCUGCUGCUGAUUAUUAUGCGAAACAUUCUAAUCUCAAUAAAAAAAAAGCAGUGAAAAUUGUUGGUGAAGAUUUUCAUGUUGAAGACUGUGAGAUACCUGGUGAUCAUCAGUAUGUAUAUGAAUUAUCCACAGAUGGAGUUUAUUAUGUUUAUAAAUCAGAAGAAGAUCUUAAAAAUCAUAAAAUCAAAAACUACAAGGAUAAAAAAUAUUUUAUGGAUUUAGAUUUUAUAUUAAAUGUGAUUUCUGAUGGCCCGACAAAAACUUAUGCUUAUAGACGUUUACGAUAUCUGGAAAGUAAAUGGAACAUGUAUACUCUACUCAAAGAAUAUCAAGAGAUGGCUGAAUCGAAGAAAGUUCCACAUAGAGAUUUUUAUAAUGUUAGAAAAGUUGAUACUCAUGUUCAUAUAUCAUCUUGUAUGAAUUCUAAGCAUCUUCUAAGGUUUAUCAAAUCAAAAUUAAAGAAAAAUGGAAAUGAUGAAGUAAUUUUUAGAGAUAACAAAGUUCUCACAUUAAUUGAAGUAUUUAAAAGUUUAGGCUUGACAGCUUACGAUCUUAAUACGUUUCAUAGAUUUGAUAAAUUUAAUCUAAAAUAUAAUCCAAUUGGUGAAUCUAGACUCCGAGAAAUUUUUCUGAAAUCUGAUAAUUAUGUUCAAGGAAGAUAUUUUGCUGAAUUAACUAAAGGUUAUUUCAGAUUUGGAGUCAAAUCAAAAUCUGAAUGGAGCAAACUUGCAAAAUGGGUGGUACACAAUAAAAUAUUUUCACCAAAUGUCAGGUGGUUAAUUCAAAUGCCUAGGCUUUAUAGUAUCUACAAAUCUACCAAGACUGUUGAAAAUUUCGAAGAUGUUAUAAAAAAUUUAUAUGAGCCAUUGUACGAAGUUACAAAAAACCCAAAGACAAAUCCCGAGCUACACAUAUUUUUACAACGUGUAGUUGGGUUUGACAGCGUGGAUGACGAGUCGAAAGCAGAAAGACGUAUUCACAAAAAAUAUCCAGUACCAAAAAAAUGGGACACCGACCUCAACCCGCCCUACUCCUACUACUUGUACUACAUGUAUGCAAAUGUGAUCAGUUUGAACCAGUGGCGAAAAGAACGCGGAUUCAAUACUUUUGUUUUGAGACCUCAUGCUGGUGAAGCAGGUGACACUGAUCAUUUAACAUCGGCUUUCCUGACAUCACAUUCAAUCUCACAUGGCAUUUUGUUGAGAAAAGUUCCUGCAUUGCAAUAUUUAUAUUAUUUGAAACAAAUUGGAAUUGCAAUGUCGCCAUUAUCGAAUAAUGCUUUGUUUUUAACUUAUGAAAGAAAUCCAUUUAUGAGCUUUUUCCAAAAAGGAUUGAAUGUUAGUCUUAGUACCGAUGAUCCAUUACAAUUUCAUUACACUAAAGAGCCAUUGAUUGAAGAGUAUACACGUAAUUCGGUAUUGCAAAGUGGAUUUGAAAUGAUGUUAAAGAAGCAUUGGCUCGGGUCAAAAUGGUUCUUACCAGGUCCUGAUGGAAAUGACAUUCAUAGAACGAAUACACCAAAUGUUAGAAUAUCAUUUAGACAUGAGACAUUAAUGGAAGAAAUUAACAUGUUGGCAAAAUAUUCACGUUUAAAAUCAAGAGAUUCAUUUGUUUGUAACACUAUAGAAAUGUCUUUAUCAAAUUAUGAUAAAUAUUUAUCAUCAACACGAUCUUUAUCAGCAUCAGCAACAUCACAACAAUCAACACCUGAAAAAAAUGUUGUUGGUAAAGAUGGCGAUAUUGGCAAAGGAGAUAUUAAAGAAAGCGAUGACUAUUUUAAUAGUGGUUUGGGUGCUGGUGAACAAAUUGUUGCAAGUCCGGGUAAAUCUUUAUUUUCCGAUUCAGAAAUGGGAGUUAUUCCUGGUGUUGCUAUGUUUGUGGAACGUAUUCAUCAAAUUGGUAAAAAAUACAGGAAAGAUAAAACUGAUAAUGGCACUGGAAAUAGUAAUUGA